Messenger RNA from Chironomus riparius, 3252 nucleotides. NCBI's taxonomy places the organism in Eukaryota, Metazoa, Arthropoda, Insecta, Diptera, Chironomidae. The record is from the annotation of a GenBank genome assembly.
AUGGAAUUAGAAAGUGAAUUUGGAAACUUAUCGAUAAAGUUUUUGUUUGUUUAUGAGAAUUCUAGUGAAUUAAAUGCAUUGCUUAAUGACUUAAACAGCCUGGAUUACAAAUAUCAAAAGAUUUCAAAUUCCAAUGUAAUUGUUCAGUUUAUUGACUCAAUUUCGAAGAUUCCAACUACUUCAGAAUUAAAUAUUGUUAUUAAAUCAUGUCAUUUGAUCAAGCAACUAAUAAAUAAACAGAAAGUAAAUCUUCCAGUGAUUGUAUCUAACAAAAUCAUCAACUGGAUCAUUCAAAUUCUAUGUUUUUCAUCAAAAUCAAUCAUUUGUGAGGCACUGGAUGUUCUUACUUUACUUUUCAAGAAAAACUCAAGAGCAGCUCAUUCUAACAUCGAUCUGAUGAUUUCAAAUGACGGGAUCUUGUUGAGGCUUUUGAAAUCGACAGGAAACUUACAAAAGAUAUUAGUCCAAGACUAUACGCCGCAGGAAGUGUACAAAUCAUCAUUGGGAUGUAUAGAAUCGAUAUUAAUGCAUUUAGAAGGUGACGAUGAGUUUGAUGUUGAUCAUGCUUAUUUGGAUACAUUAGGAAAGACCUUAAUUAAGUUUUUAUACACAUUUAAACAGAAUGAGAUACAGGAUGGAGAUUUCAUGACUUUAGUCGCAAUGGCUUUAAACUCCUUAAAAUACAUUACACAAUCAAAUCUAGAUUUUGCUACUUAUAAUGUUGGUGAAUUGCUUGGAAUUUGUAGGACAUUCAUGCUGUAUGGAUUAAGUGAUAUUUCUUUUCAACAGCCAGUAAAAAUAUUGUCAUCACAACAAGCUGUAAUGGAACCGAUAUCUGUGAAUAAUAAUAAAAGAGGAACUGGUCCAAAUAAUAAUAGAAAUAAGAAGCCAUCGAAAUCAGGUAAGAAAAGACCUGAAAAUUCAAAGCAGUCAGAAAAUAAAAGAUCUUAUGGAUCUCAAAACUAUCAGCAUGAUAAUCCAUUCCCAAUGUAUCGAACUAGCGAUUCCGAUUUCUCAGACAAUGAGCAUAGCAGGGAACUUGUGAAUAGAAAUAAGCAGAGUAAAUUGAGAUUAACAGCACUGUCCUUAAUUCUUGUGCUUACAACGACAGUCGAGAAGAAAAUAUUAUUCGGAUAUUGGCAUAGCCUUUUGUCUACAGAUGAAUCAAUGUGCAACUCAUUAGUUAACUGUAUAAUUAAGGAUACGUCACCAAGAUGUAAAAUAGUUGCUCUACAAACGAUUAUUCAGUUGGUUAAAUAUUCAAAACCUUUUUUGGUACAAGCAGAGAAUAAGGAUAAAGCACCAUCUACAUUCACGCCAUUUUCAGUCACUUUGGGAAACAUGAUCACAUUUACAUACGAAAAAUUAACACAAGCCAUGAUAAAGGAAGGAGAUUUGACAGUUUUGACUCAAAUACUCAAGUGCAUUUCAAUUUUCAUUACUGUAACUCCAUUUCAUCGAUUAAAAACUGGAAUCGUCACAGAAUUCAUUAAAUAUGUUCGUCUCCUUGCUCGCCAUAAAGAUCCCACGAUUAAAGUUGCAGCAUUGAUUGUUAUGAAUAAUUUAAUAUCAUUGCAUGACAUGACAUCAGAAAUUUAUGAAAUGGUUGAGAUUCCUAAGUCAAAAAUUGAGUUUGAUCUGAAAAAGAUUGACGAGGGCAUUAGAAAUGCACAGUCAAUCGAUGAAAAUGAUUUAAUAGAUUUAGAAUUCGACGAGGAAAUCGAGGAUGAAGAAGAAAUCGAAGAAACAGUCGCUAAAUUAAGCGUUACUUCAUCAAAAAUGUCUUGGCUUUUACAGAAUGUCUUGGAAAAUUUAGGAAUAUACAAUGGAAUUCUCAAAACACCAUCAAUAGCCAUAUCUGUACGAAUUGAGAGUCUUCAAGUUCUUUCAUCCAUGUCAUCACAUUUUCUGCUAGUCAAAGAUCAUUUAUUGGUGAUUUCGACUGCAUUAACUAAAAGCUUGUCACCAGAAUCGCCAGUUGAUGAAAAAUUGUAUGCUAGUCGAACACUCGAAUCUCUUGGCAGUUCAAUCAACAACUUUUUGUCUCAAGAAAACAAGACCCAACAAGAUGCUGAUCUAUGCCUGACAUUCUGGAUUAGAAUAAUAUCAGCAGUGUUUGACAAUAUUCAAAAUGUGACUCAAUCGUCAACAUUAAGAGCUUAUUUAGCCGAUAGUCUAGCCAAUAUUGGAGUAUUUAUCUUUGAAAAGCUAGACAAUAUGAAACAAAUUCAACUUAAAUCAAUCCUUACUGGCUGUUGUUAUGAUGAAGAUCCAAUUGUGAAAUCAUCAGCUGUUCGUGCCUUGGCAGUUUACGUAUUAUUUCCUUCACUAAGAGAAGAUUUAUGUUUUGUUGAGAAUACUACAGAAUCAGUUCUGAGAAUCAUCAAGGAUCAAAAUAUUGUAGCCAGGACUAAAGCUUCGUUUGGAUUAGCUAAUGUUGUUGAUGGAUUAUUAAUCAUCAAAAAAACGCAGUCUAUAGACGAUAAACUGUUUAAGCAGAUUAUAGAGACAUGCUUGCAGUCAGCAACUGAUAAUGAUCGUGUAAAAGUGAAUGCUGUAAGAACUUUAGGAAAUUUAAUAAUUUUACUGAAAGAAAGUCAUUUUGGAAGUGCCAAUUGGUUGGAUUUAUUCGAAAAAUCCAUUCAAGUGCUAAACAAUCAGCUAGCAACCUGCAAUAAUGUGAAAGUCAAGUGGAAUGUCUGCUACUCAUUUUCAUCAAUGAUGAAGAAUCCUUUAGUAUUUGAAGCUGGAAUUAAGGUUUUAUGGCAAGAAUCAGUAUUUAAUGCUCUAUGCAGUAUAAUUGAGAAUUCGCCAAACUUUAAGGUACGAACGAAUGCUUGCUUAGCAUUAACGACACCACAAAAUAGAAAGGAUUAUGAAAAAUAUUUUUCGACUAUUUGGAACUGCUUAUUAGUUGCACUGGAACAAUCAAAUAAUCUCACAGAUUUUAAUGAAUAUAAGCAUAGAGAUGCACUACAAGAUCAACUUUGUACAGCAAUUUGUCACUUUUUAAGCCUUGCAACAAUCGAGGAUGUCAUUCAAAUGAAAAAUUCUCUAUUUCCAUUGAUGGAUGUAACAAAACAAAAUUGGAAUCGAGUCAUUAAUCGACUACCACCAGAGUAUCACAAUCAAGUUAUUAAUGCAUGCAAUUCUAUCAAAAAUAUGGAAUCAAAUUGUAAAAAUUCAAAACAGAAUAAUUCAAUUGGCAUUAUUUUGUCAUGCUUUCAAUCUGUUGACGAUUUUGCUAUUUAA